Molecule: messenger RNA, 1560 nt
Organism: Brettanomyces bruxellensis
Lineage: Eukaryota; Fungi; Ascomycota; Pichiomycetes; Pichiales; Pichiaceae
Exons: 1
Coding region: 1-1560 (519 amino acids)
Biological process (GO): ammonium transmembrane transport
Cellular component (GO): plasma membrane
Molecular function (GO): ammonium channel activity
Source: RefSeq, a predicted model, not a curated record
AUGUCCGGGUAUAAGCAUCUUAUAGAGCUGGUCCACCGAAGUACGGAUCCGAAUUCUCAUGUCUGGACUGAUAUGUAUAGCGAGGCUACCAUUAUAACAAUGGUAACAGGUACUUGUCUUGUGUUAAUCAUGUGUUUUGGGCUUGCAUACCUUUAUUCCGGAUUAGCUCGCAGAAAGUCCGCUCUUCACAUGAUAUUUGCUGUCUUUCUGGUGCUUGUUAUUUCUAUAUUUCAAUGGUACUUCUGGGGUUACUCCUUGGCAUUUUCUUCCACAGCAACGAACAAAUUUAUAGGGAAUUUACAUAACUUUGGAUAUAUGAAUGUUAAUGAAGCCCUAGAGCUUGGUCCUCAGGAGAGCAAAUAUCCUGAGUUAGCAUUUGCGAACUUUCAGGGCAUGUUCGCUUCGAUCACCAUCUGUAUUCUUAUAGGUGCUAUUUGCGAACGAGGUAGAAUCCUUCCGAUUAUACCGUUCACCUUCAUAUGGUUGACACUUGUUUACUGUCCAGUUGCUUGUUGGGUCUGGAACUCUAACGGUUGGGCUUAUAAAUGGGGAGUUUUGGACUAUGCCGGUGGUGGUCCGGUCGAAAUCCUUUCUGGUUUCUCUGGUUUUGUCAUGUCGUACUUUUUGGGAAAGCGUCGCAAGCACUUAAUGGUUAAUUUCAGACCACACAAUGUGAGUAUGAUUACUAUCGGCACUACCAUGCUUUGGUUCGGAUGGCUCGGCUUUAAUGGCCUUACGUGUGUUAUUCCAUCUCUAAAAUCAGUGUAUGCUAUUAUGAACACAAACCUUUGUGCCGCAUUCGGAGGUUUUACGUGGGUUUUACUUGAUUACUUCCGUACCUAUCAUUGGUCUACUGUCGGCCUUUGUUCUGGUAUUAUUUGUGGUCUUGUUGCCGCUACUCCAUCGUCUGGUUGCAUUCCUUUAUGGGCAAGCGUCAUCCUUGGAAUUGUUUCAGGUGCAGUUUGUAACUUUUCUACUAUCAUCAAGGUUUGGCUCAGAGUUGAUGAUUCAUUAGAUGUUUUAGCCGAGCACGGUAUGGCCGGAGUUAUCGGCUUGUUCUUCAAUGCGAUUUUUGGUUCGGCAACAGUUUUAGGUUACGACGGCUAUACUGAGCAUGAGGGUGGUUGGAUUGAUCACAAUUGGAAGCAGAUGUACAAGCAGAUAGCGUACAUUUUUGCCGUAAUCGGAUAUUGCAUGGCAGUCACGGCACUUAUUUGUUAUGUUAUAAACAAGAUUCCUUGCCUACAACUUCGUGCGAGCGAAGAAGCCGAGGAGAAUGGUAUGGAUGAAGAUCAAAUUGGUGAGUUCGCAUACGAUUACGUUGAAAUCAGGAGAAACUUCUUUGAUGUGAAUGGCUUUGAAACUCCAGCUUCCAACUUUAACGAUGAUAGAGAAUCCAUGCUGGAAAAGCAAGUUCCACUAAAAACUCUUCCUCAGGAAUCAGGACAUGCCAUUCCAGAAACAAGUGAUUCUAAAGCUUCAGGUACAAUUCACGUGGGAAGUCAAGAUUCAAAUAAGCAGUCGGUUUCGAACAAUCAUAACUCCUCAACUUCAAGUUGA